CUGCUUCUUCCUCCCGCCAGGGGCAGCUCUCACCCACGGAGCCUACUUACACCCGCCCCGCACUGUCUGGAGAGGGCAGCGGCCACCCCGACGGAGACAGCGGUCCAUGGCCAGCUCUGAAGAUGACCCGACCAUAUUCAGUGCUCACUGCCUGCCCAGUGACCCCAGGCUCUGGGCCACUGUAACGAACUCAUACCUAGGUACACGUGUAUAUCGUGACACCAUCCAUAACGGUGUGUACAAUGGAGCUGGGGGCGACACUCACCGGGCAGUUCUGCCCAGCCCCCUCAAUGUCCAGCUGGAAGCCCCUGCAGGAACAGAGCGGCUGACAGAGACCUUUACCCUGGACACCAACACAGGUUCCUUCCUCCGCACCCUGGAAGGCCCCAGCUUCCGGGCUUCCCAAUGCAUCUAUGCUCACCGUGUGUUAGCCCAUGUACUAGCCUUCAGCGUGUCCAUUGAACGCUUGACCACAGGGAAUGAACCCAUCACAGUGCUGCUACAGACAGACUUCUCCCCAGAAAGCCCAGACCUGGACCUGCGCGUGGGGCCUGACUUCCAGGGACUCCGGUACCUGCACGGCCACACACUCACCCCUGAGCAGCCUGGAGAGCCACAGCAGGAAGUGCAUAUGCUAUGGAUGCCGGCUCCGCCAGCCUUGACCCUUGGGGAAGAGGAGAAGCACAGGACCUGGGAGUUUCUGACUGUUGUGGGUUCCAGUCAGGCUGAAGUCCGGGACUGCUUUGCUGAGGCCCAACAGCUGCAGACCAGGGGCCUUCUGUAUACAAUCCAUGCAGACUCCUGGGGCCGGCUCUGGAAAGGUUGUGGCCUGGAUGUGGCUGGGCCCCUGGCCCUGCGCCAGGCCCUUCGUGGCUCUCUCUACUACCUGUUCAGUGAGCUUCCCCAGCCUGGCACUCAAGGAUCCAUCAGCCAUGGGCUUAGCCCCGGAGGCCUCUCCAAUGGGAGUCGAGAGGAAUGCUACUGGGGCCAUAUCUUCUGGGAUCAGGACCUCUGGAUGUUCCCAAAUAUUUUGAUGUUCCACCCGGAAGCUGCCAGGGCCAUCCUAGACUACCGAGUCCGUACACUGGGAGGAGCCCUGAAGAAUGCCCAGCACCUGGGCUACCAGGGAGCCAAGUUUGCUUGGGAGAGUGCAAGCACUGGCCUAGAGGUCUGCCCUGAGGAUAUUUAUGGGACCCAGGAGAUCCACAUCAACGGGGCUGUGGCCUUGGCCUUUCAGCUGUACUACUAUUACACCCAGGACCUGCAGCUCUUCCAAGAGGCUGGCGGCUGGGAUGUGGUCAGUUCCGUGGCUGAGUUUUGGUGCAGCCGCGUAGAAUGGAGCUCCCAGGACAAGAUGUACCACCUGAAAGGAGUCAUGCCCCCUGAUGAGUAUCACUCAGGAGUCAACAACUCGGUGUACACCAAUGUCCUGGUCCAGAACAGCCUGCACUUCGCUGCUGCUUUGGCCAAGGACUUGGGUUUGCCUGUCCCCAAACAGUGGCUGGAGGUGGCUGAUAACAUCAAGAUACCAUUUGAUUCUGAGCAGAACUUCCACCCUGAGUUUGAUGGCUAUGAGCGUGGAGAAGAAGUGAAACAGGCCGAUGUUGUGCUCCUGGGAUAUCCAGUCCCCUUUCCCCUGAGACCUGACAUCCGAAGGAAAAACUUGGAGACUUAUGAGGCCGUGACAUCCCCCCAGGGCCCUGCUAUGACCUGGAGCAUGUUCGCUGUGGGCUGGAUGGAACUGAAGGACCCCUCGAGGGCUCAGGUCCACCUGAGCAGGAGUUUUGCCAAUGUCACUGAGCCCUUCAAGGUGUGGACAGAGAAUGCAGAUGGGUCUGGUGCAGUGAACUUCUUGACAGGCAUGGGGGGCUUCCUGCAGGCGGCACUCUUCGGGUGCACAGGAUUCAGGAUCACUGCGGCAGGUGUGACCUUUGACCCCCUGUGUCCAGACCUGGUCUCCAGAGUAUCUGUCUCUGGGAUCUCCUUCCUGGGGAACAAGCUCAACUUCACCUUUUCCAAGGACUCAGUGACACUUGAGGCCACAGCCCAUGCAGAGCCCUGGGCACCCCUGCUAGAAGCUGAGCUGUGGCCAUCAAUGACCCGGCUUCCCCUGACACCAGGACAGAAGGUCUCCUUUCCCCACUCGGCUGGCCGAAUACAAAGGUCAUCCCCAUAGCUGCCCAGAAAUUCUUCAGUGUUUCUUGAUGGGAGUUUUGACAUUAGAAGUCCCUUUCAGAGCCGGGCGAUGGUGGCGCAUGCCUUUAAUCCCAGCACUUGGGAAGCAGAGGCAGGUGGAUUUCUGAGUUUGGGGCAAGCUUGGUCUACAGAGUGAGAAGAAGAAGAGGAGGAGGAGGA
Apodemus sylvaticus (European woodmouse) is the source of this 2355-nucleotide messenger RNA. It is a transcript of the gene Pgghg, whose product is annotated as protein-glucosylgalactosylhydroxylysine glucosidase. Gene Ontology annotation, biological process: carbohydrate metabolic process. The record is from RefSeq and is a predicted model, not a curated record. Gene Ontology annotation, molecular function: catalytic activity. Lineage: Eukaryota; Metazoa; Chordata; Mammalia; Rodentia; Muridae.